AUGGAAACAGUUGCCAACCAAGUUGCCGCCCAGGAGGCGGAAGAAGUCGAAGACCUAGGACCAUGGACAGUGGUUCCUGGUGGCGAUGUCAUGCUCGUCGUCGGGGCCAGAAAGGUUCAAAUUCUCGUCUCUGCAAGCUUCCUGAGCCACGUCUCUGUGAUGUUUGAGAAGAUGUUUUCUGGCGGAAUGAAAGAAGGCAACUCACUCACGAACCGAGUUGACGGACAGCAAGCUCGCAUUGAGUUGAUAGACGACAACCCCGAAGCUACCUACCAUGCACUGAAGAUCUUGUACGGGUCAGACCCUGGAUCCUUCAAGCUGCCCCCUCGAACCAUCCGGGAUGUAUCUAUCUUCGCAGAUAAAGCAGACAUGGUACAGCGCUUCAAACCUAUCUGCUCCCUGUGGCUGGAAACAGCACCAGGCUCAGUCGACAAACCCAGUCUUCAAGCAGGCUUCGACCUACUUGUCGCGUCGUACUGGUUUGACCAUGGCGAAGGUUUCUUCAUCAUGAGCCAGUUUUUUGUUCGUACCGACAUCCCGUUGCUGGAGUUUGCCCUGGAACUCGGAGAUGAACCCCUUGGCCUUCGUCUGGCUUUGGCAAUUGAAGAACUCAGACUAGCAAACGCGUACCGUAACGAAACAAUCGGACUCUGCCUAGAUUGUUUCGUUGCUGCCACUAAGAACUUUGUUGCCCAGCAGCCUGGGUGUCGGCGGACACGUCGGCACCUGGUGCUGUGA
Messenger RNA from Fusarium subglutinans, 738 nucleotides. RefSeq lists its product as uncharacterized. The record is from RefSeq and is a predicted model, not a curated record. The coding region runs from base 1 to 738 and encodes 245 amino acids. The transcript has 3 exons. NCBI's taxonomy places the organism in Eukaryota, Fungi, Ascomycota, Sordariomycetes, Hypocreales, Nectriaceae. Gene Ontology annotation, molecular function: protein binding.